Scylla paramamosain (green mud crab) is the source of this 1243-nucleotide messenger RNA. RefSeq lists its product as uncharacterized. NCBI's taxonomy places the organism in Eukaryota, Metazoa, Arthropoda, Malacostraca, Decapoda, Portunidae. The record is from RefSeq and is a predicted model, not a curated record. The transcript has 6 exons. The coding region runs from base 201 to 866 and encodes 221 amino acids.
CAUCAAGUGGAUCCUUCUUCUCCAACCCGGUCCAGCGUGACCCUCAUCCCCAAAGGCCCGGUUCAAGUGUUGUGUUUCGCCAAGAACCGCGUGGGGAGAACCAGAGUGCCCUGUACCUACACUCUCUCCGUGGUGGAACCCCCACAGCCACUUCAAGACUGCAACAUCACCUUGAUCUUAGAGGCACUGCUAGAGGUGAAAUGCGACGCCCCACGCCCACGCCCCGCGCCGCCCAUGGCCAAGAGGACGCCGCCCACGCCCAGCUGUCGCCCAGUGCCAGCUUUGUGCUCUCCCCUGAAGCUGGUGCAAAGGCCAAUCUUGAGGUGUGGUCAGAGGGCACCCUUCUGGUUAACGUGAGCAACCCGCGCCCUGUCUUCCUGGUGAGAGGCCUCCCUCCAGCCGCGCCUCUCAAACUAGUGCUGUACUCCGCCACGCCCCACUCCAGAUCCACACCCGUCCUACUGUAUACACGCACUCUGCCGCGCUCAACCUUCCCCGUGACAGCCCUCCCUCCUUCGCCAGGCCCAGAGAGUCGAGAGAUGGAGGAAGGCACAUUAUCUACUGACGGAGGCCUGGGCGGGGGACUGGGCGUGGCUAUCGGGGGGCUAGUGGGCGGCGUGGGUCUGACUCUGUUGGUGUUGGUCCUCGUCAUUCUGCUCAUGCGCCGCCGGCAGAGACGAAGGGCGGCGCUGGAGGACCUCGUGGCUGCUCCUGCUAGUGAGGCCAUUGAGACACCGAAGGUGGUGGAAAAGACAGUGGAAGUGGAGGCGGUGGUGACGGAAUCUCUUGAACUUCCCAUCACUCCCCGCCCCCCAGCACGCCCCGUCCCCCACACACGCCCCGUCCGCCUCACACCCCCCGUCUGACGCGGCUCCCACAGACCCCGCCUCCGCCUAAGGUGUUGAGGAGAGGCAGCGAGACAGGGACAGUGUGCAGUCAGGAGAGCGUGGUUGACCUGACCAAGGCGGCGGGAAUCGAGGUCACGGUGCGGGGGGUCACGGGCACGUCUCCUAAGGUCAAGUGAGGUCACGUCUAAGGUCAUGUGAGGUUAUUAAUACAGCGUUAUGCCUCGUGUGUUUCCCAGCAUCCCGUUCCCCUCCUCCUCCUCCUCUUCCUCCUCCUCCGGCACUUGUUUCUCAUUGUGCGUGUGUGUGCGUGUGUGUGUGCGCGUGUGUGUGCGUGUGUGUGUUUGGUGGGACGACGGAGGCUGUUUUAUUAUGUAUAUUUUGUAAUAAAGUUUUAU